Messenger RNA from Microstroma glucosiphilum, 1167 nucleotides. RefSeq lists its product as hypothetical. The transcript has a single exon. The record is from RefSeq and is a predicted model, not a curated record. Lineage: Eukaryota; Fungi; Basidiomycota; Exobasidiomycetes; Microstromatales; Microstromataceae. The coding region runs from base 107 to 1066 and encodes 319 amino acids.
UUGCCCUCAUCAAGCCUUGCCGCACGCAACUUCUCCAAUCGACACAAAGCGCAGCGCAGGUGACGACGUCUGAGCAACGAGGGUCAAGGAGACUGCUGGGAAUGUAAUGUCCCCUUGGAGUAGGAGUACUCUGAGCCAGGUCGGUCGAGGUGGACGUCGAGGAGGUAGGGCCAGCACAGGGACUUCAAGCGGCGGCGGUGACGCAUACAUUGCUGUCGUGGCCUACCUCUUGCCAAUUCAUUCUAGCGCUGCUGCAGCACCAAGAUUGGAUACUGAUCCACCACGUAGCGCAAUAAUCUUCGAUGUUGCUCAUGGCUGUACGGAAGCGGCAACGCGCGCCUACGAAGACUGGUAUGGACGGUUGCAGGAGAUCAGGAGGAAGUGGGACGAUGCAUUCCCGCGAUGGAACCCACACAUCACCCUCAUUCCGCCCUUUGUCGUACCCAGAGACCCUCCUGGUCAGCUGGAUGAUGUUGCUGGCAGAAUCAGGACGGUCUGCGAGCAGCAGCCGAGAUUCAAAUUGGCUCUGGACGACUGCAGUCGCUUCAAGCUGCGGGCGUACAGCAACAUACAUCUCCGGCCGUCUUCGGGCCAGCCUGGAGCCCAGAAAAAAGAGACGAAUGACCACGUGAAUGAAGCAAGGGGGAGGUCAGAGUUGGUGAUGUUGCAAGAAGGGCUUCAAGCUGUCCUACCCGAAGCUAGUCUCAACCGGCGGGGAAAGGGCAACGCUGGAGGCAAUGGCCAGAAGCGAGGGCAAGGUGGCAGCUCACGAGGUGCGCCGGCUAGUCAGCGCCAGCAACGACCUUCUUGGCCCUUCAAUCCUCACGUAUCUCUUGGUCAAGCUCGCAACCGGGAAGAGGUCGACGUACUGUUUAACGCAGCUCGAAGUUUGAGCAACGGCCCUCGCGACGAGGAGAGCGAAGAGGGCAUUUCGGACACUGCUCCGAAAUCAGACGUCGAGCUGCCAGUCCAAGAGGUGGUGCUACUGUACUUUUCUCAGAGUCAGGGCGGUCCCUAUAGUAUCUGGGACAGCUUCAACUUGUCAGGACCUGCUGCACUGCCCUGAGAAAAGGGGGUGAGGUGCAUAUCCCUGGCCGUGCCUAAUCGUCGUUCUUCAGAAUCCGCCUCGCUUAGCUGUUACACAAUCACCAUUGCCGUGGCGCGUCU